AAACUAUAUACUAUACACUUUUAUUAUUCUUUUUAACUUUCUACACUGUACUCAUUGUAGAGAGAGAAAAAUGGUAGAUGCAGCUCACACAUCUCCACAUCUACUGAGGUUUUAGGAUAUCCAAGCGAAAGUGAAUCCCAACUCCAUCGAGAGCCACAAAACCAGAAUUCUGAGUCACUCAACAAAGAAGAAAAAGGCCAAAUCUUUUGAGCUUUAGAUGAAGCAAAAAGCAGAAGAAAAAGGCCAAAGAAUCUACACCAAAUCUUGAUCUCUCCCGUGUACCCUUUGAGCAUUGGAGGGUUUUGAUUCCUCAACUCCAGAGUUAUGAAAUGGAUUUUUCUACUAAACUCAAGUUAUUUCCUUUUUUGCUGGUUUUGUUCACAUGUUUUGAGGCACCCCAUGUUGCAGAAUCUGCUUCUGAUUACUCCACUUUGGUCUACAAGGGUUGUUCCAAGGAUUCUUUCACAGAUCCAAAUGGGGUGUACUCGCAGGCUCUCUCUGCACUCUUCGGCUCAUUGGUUUCACAAUCCACCAAAACCAAGUUCUACAAGGCCACUUCUGGUUCUGCCCAGAACACCAUAACCGGUCUCUUCCAAUGCAGAGGGGAUCUCACCAACUCCGACUGCUACAACUGUGUCAGCAGGCUCCCAGUUUUGUGUGACAAACUUUGCGGCAAAACCACCGCUGCAAGGGUCCAACUACUAGGUUGCUAUGUUCUGUACGAGGUUGCUGGGUUCUCCCAAAUCUCAGGUAUGCAGAUGCUGUACAAGACUUGUGGGGCAACAAAUGCUGCUGGAAGAGGGUUUGAGGAGAGAAGGGACACUGCAUUCUCUGUGAUGGAAAAUGGUGUUGUCAGUGGCCAUGGCUUCUACACCACCAGCUACCAGUCUUUGUAUGUGAUGGGGCAGUGUGAGGGAGAUGUUGGUGACUCUGAUUGUGGGGAGUGUGUGAAAAAUGCUGUGCAGAGAGCUCAGGUUGAAUGUGGAAGCUCUAUUUCAGGACAAGUUUUUCUUCACAAAUGCUUCAUCAGUUAUAGCUAUUACCCCAAUGGGGUUCCUUCUAGAUCAUCUUCUUCAUCAGCUUCAUUCUCUUCAUCUUCUUCAGGGCAAAAUCCAGGGAAAACUGCUGCUAUAAUAUUAGGAGGAGUAGCUGCGGUGGCUUUUGUGGUUAUAUUUUUGUUAUUUGCUAGAAGUUUGAAGAAGAAACAUGAUGAUUAUUGACAGAAGAAUAUGAUUUCUGAGAAGGCAAAACUAUUCAUUUUGGUGCGCUGUUUUUGCAUUAUUAGUUGAUGAUGAAGGGUGAAAAAGUUUGUGGUAAAUAGAACAUGCUUGAUACAGAAACAAUACAUAAUGGUUCACUGUAAUAGUUGUUGUAGUAAGAUAAUAUUUUUGUUGUUGGGAAGAGCAAUGUGAUUAGAACAUGAAAGUUAGAUUCUUUUUCACAAGGGUGUAAGUGUAAAUUACCCAACUGAAUGAAUGAAUGAAUGAAUGUUUGUCAUUCCAAGUGGAUGAAAA
Messenger RNA from Vigna unguiculata (cowpea), 1514 nucleotides. RefSeq names its product plasmodesmata-located protein 2-like. Lineage: Eukaryota; Viridiplantae; Streptophyta; Magnoliopsida; Fabales; Fabaceae. Gene Ontology annotation, biological process: plasmodesmata-mediated intercellular transport; transport of virus in multicellular host. The record is from RefSeq and is a predicted model, not a curated record. Gene Ontology annotation, cellular component: plasmodesma.